AUCCAAAACAGUGUUCUCCUUAAAGUGAAAGCAGUUAGAAGAGAGGCUGUUCAGCUGUGUAUAGAAUGUAUUAAAUUAUUUGUGUAAUGGCUAGGAAGACUAAGAAAGAGGAGUAUUACCGUUUCUUCACCGUUACAGAGCCACGCACACAUGAGAAAGGACACACGGAGUAUAAAAUAACAGCAAGGUUUGUGUCAAAGAAGCGACCAGAAGAUGUGAAAGAGGUAGUGGUAUGGAGAAGAUACACUGAGCUGAAGAAGCUGCAUGGAGAGCUUGCUUACACUCAUAGGAACCUUUUUAGAAGACAGGAAGAGUUUCCUCCUUUUCCCAGAGCACAGCUAUUUGGUAGGUUUGAUGAGGCAGUGAUUGAAGAGAGGAGGAAGGCUGCAGAAGCCAUGCUGCUUUUCGCUACAAGCAUUCCAGCUCUGUACAACAGUCCUCAGCUUAAAGAAUUCUUUAGGGGAGGAGAGGUGAGAAGACCAUUAGAACAAUGCUCAGUGUCAUACUCCACUCCUCUGCCUCCCCCUCUUAUUCCAUUACCGAAGGGGGGCACUGGAUUGGAUGUGGAGGAGGAGACAGGACACGAGGCUCCUAUCCAGACACAGGAACUGGAAUCUACGUUGGUUGAAAAGGAGAUAGGUGACCCUGAGGUGGCAGUGGAGGCCCUCAGCAACAUAGAAAUCAGCCCUGUACAGGAGGAACAUGAUGAGGAAGCACAAUGCAAUGUCAGCACAGACCAAUCAGCCACAGACACUUGUCCCAAGCCACAUGGUUCUUCACCUGAGCAUAUAAAUGACCAGUCUGAGGAGUUUGAUUUGCUCUUUGAUGGCGUACUAGACGAGCCUGUUGAUGUAACUCCGCCCCUUCUCUCAGACAAGGACCUAGCCAUCUUUGACCCAUGUGCUAAGAAAGAUCACACUUGUGGAUCUCCAGACCAUUCUGAACUCCUUUCUCUCAGACUGGUCUCUGAGGACAGUGCUGGGUGCGGUGAGGAGACAGGCUAUGUGGCCCAGGCUAACAGUGAGCUGAUCGCUGCCAAGGAGAAAGAGAAAGAGGGAGAGUAUGGUGCAGCGGUACUAAAAUAUAGAACUGCCGUGGACAUCAUGAUGAAAGGACGGCAAGGAGAAGUGGAUCCUCAGCAGAGAGACGCAGUGAAGGGAAAGAUAGCUGAGUGCCUUGAAUAUGCUGAACGACUGCUCUCCUUACAGACUCCCACUCACCAGCACAAAACGUAGAACACACACACACACACACACAAACCUCAUGCUCAAGUAUUACACACUAACAAACCACCUAACACGCAGAGAUUUACAUGACCACAUUUAGUGCCCAACUGGCAAGACAACUUUGCCAAAUAUGCAAAAAACGUUUGAACACUACAUUGUCUUUACAAUCUGUUCUAGCUUUGGAGAAAGUUAGAUUUCACAAAAAUUAUUAAAACCAGUUUUUACUCCAGUCUUAACUGUAAAAUACUUCUUAUUUGCAUGAAAUAAUUCCAGAAUUUAAUACGAUUAUUUCAAUGUAAUGACGUACUUUUAUUUAUUGUUUGUAACCUAUUGUUUCUUAGUUUAUAAAACAAAACUUGGCACGUGACUAAAUGCAGUUGUUUUAAAUUACCACCAGAUGUCAUCAUAUGCGUCAUGUGCAAAUGUAUCAUAAUGAGUAUUCUACACAAAUUUUCUACAAAAUGAAAAUGUACACAAAUGUACCCUUUCCUUAAAUGAAGUCCUGUUUGCUGAAGUGUGCCUCGUUAGUUUUGCAUGGGACGUGGCAACGUGUAAAGACAAAAGUUUACAUACACAUGUCAGGGUACAGUAUAUUAUAUGGUAACCUUGGGUAACCUGGGGCAAUCAUUUCUGCUACUGAAUUAUUGAAACACAUGCAGUCUUAUUUUUGAAAGCCUAAUCAGACUCUAUGUUUUGUUGAUCUUCUAAAUGAAAGGAAGCUGAUGUAUUCUAUACAAAGAACAAAUAUAAUAUAUUGUACAGUUAGUAUUUAUAUGCUGGAUUUAAGAUAUUGGGGACAGGAUGCAAAACAUUACUGAACAUUGGUUAUUUUUGGUUAGAUUUUUUUCAAUUGUUUGAUAACGUAAAAUGCCACAUGCAAAAGUUAUGACACAUUUUACAUGUUAUUUAUUAAUGUUUCCUAUAUGUAAAAAAUCAGUUAAUAAAA
Messenger RNA from Trichomycterus rosablanca, 2172 nucleotides. It is a transcript of the gene snx15, whose product is annotated as sorting nexin 15. NCBI's taxonomy places the organism in Eukaryota, Metazoa, Chordata, Actinopteri, Siluriformes, Trichomycteridae. Bases 87 to 1235 code for a protein of 382 amino acids. The record is from RefSeq and is a predicted model, not a curated record. Gene Ontology annotation, molecular function: phosphatidylinositol binding. The transcript is spliced from 8 exons.